CUCUGGGUGCUCCGCAAAAUUGCGUCACACCAUCCAUAUGGCCUCCGACCACAUUUUCGGAUCAAGCAUAAAUUGGCUCUUAGGGGAGCCAGUCAACACUGCGUAGCAGAGCUGUCAAACGACUGAGAUGUCUUUAACCACUGCGAUUGUGUUUUAAUGAGAAAACAAAUGCCACAUAAGGUGUAUUGCGAGUUCACAUUUCGAUUUGAGGUAAGCUAUAAUAAGUGUAGUUAGAGUAACUUCUCGUUUGUUAGCAAAGUGGAGUGGCUACCGUUAACUAGCUUCUCCUCAUCUCUUGUUGAGAAACUAAACUAACGUUAGCGAGACCAGCUAACUACAAGCAAGUUAGCCAGCUUGCCGCUACUAGCUCGUGCAUGGUGAGUAGACCGACUAGCCUGCAAACUAUUGCAAUGAGAUGGAAGUAACUGAGUUUAGCUUGUCAUUUCAUCAAGUUGUUGUUGAAGAGUCCAACAUCUCAUCAUCUUCAUGACAAACGACAAGUUUUUAAUAGCUUCUCUCUAGUCUCUAACUCAAGGAAAGGGGAGGACGGCAGAAUAAUCCAGAGACAUCGCCUACUUACAACCAGCCCAUCGAGGCUGUAAAGGGUUGCCAAGCAGUUAUCGAAAAUGUGAAACCUUCAUGGAGAAGUCCCCCACAGAGUUACCAGUGAAGAGACUAUGAUGGAUCGGAACAAGCGCAACUCCAUUGCCGGCUUCCCCUCCAUGAGGCCAGACCGUCUUAAUGACCUGGAUGGUGGAGGGGAGUGGGCCCCGUCUCAGGUGGGAAGAGUGUGCCCCUCGUCGUACCGCGCCCUCAUCAGUGCCUUCUCCUGCCUGACGCGCCUUGAUGACUUCAUCUGCGAGUGGAUUGGCUCCGGCUUCUUCUCAGAGGUCUACAAGGUACGCCACAGAGUGUCGGGCCAGGUGAUGGCUCUGAAGAUGAACAAACUGAGCAGUAACCGAGCCAACAUGCUGAGAGAAGUCCAACUGAUGAACAGACUGUCCCAUCCCAAUAUCCUCAGGUUCAUGGGUGUGUGUGUUCAGGAAGGCCAGCUCCAUGCUCUGACUGAGUACAUCAACGGUGGGAACCUGGAGCAGCUGUUGGACAGCAACAAGCCUCUGAGCUGGGCAGCCAGGAUCAAGCUGGCCUGUGAGAUCGCCAAUGGCCUGGGCUACCUGCACUCCAAAGGCAUCUUCCACCGGGACCUCACCUCCAAAAACUGCCUGAUCAAGUCAGAUGAGAACUGCUACACUGCAGUGGUCGGAGACUUUGGUCUCGCUGAGAAGAUUCCCAACUAUGAUGGUGAGGGGGAGAAGCUGGCUGUGGUGGGCUCUCCCUUCUGGAUGGCCCCUGAGGUGCUGCGAGAUGAACCCUACAAUGAGAAGGCGGAUGUGUUCUCCUACGGUAUUGUCCUCUGUGAGAUUAUUGCCCGAAUACAGGCCGACCCCGAUUACCUUCCUCGCACUGAAAACUUUGGCCUGGAUUAUCAUGCCUUCCAGCACAUGGUAGGAGACUGUCCUCCUGACUUCCUGCAGCUAGCCUUCAACUGCUGCAACAUGGACCCCAAGCUGCGACCCUCGUUCCCUGAGCUGGUAAAGAGGCUGGAGGAGAUCCUGUGUCGGCUGAAGGCCGAGGAGUCUGAACGAGAGAGGAUCCCCCUCAGUGAGGACAACGAUAAGAAAACCAUCCCUAAAGGUGACAAGGUCCAGGGGAUUAAGAGGUUGAACCCGUUGGGUCUGGAGGAUGAUGAUAAGAUCUCUCCCAAGUCACCUCGUCCUCGCCGCAACAUCUGGCUGUCCCGCAGCCAGUCAGACAUCUUCUCCCGCAAGCCCAGCCGGAAGGUCAAUGUCCACGACCCCUACUACAACCCGGGCCCCAGGGCUGUGCCAGGGGCCCGCAAGAUCAACCCCUUCAAUGCCCGCGAGGACCUGUGUGGAGGCAAGAUCAAGUUCUUCGACGUGCCCAGCAAGUCUGUGUUCUCCCUGAUGUUCGACCUGCACUCUUCUCAGGACAAUGUGUUCUCCUCUGGGACCCAGAUCCACUCUGGAGCCCACAUCCACCCGGGUAUGUGGCAGGAGACCUGGUUUACUGGCAGACAGUGCCGCUCUCUGCCCGCCUCCCCCCAGCUGGCCCUCUUGGACGGCUGCUGCCCCCCUGCCUCCUGCCCCCUUUCUGCCACUGUCUCCAAGUGUGACCCAGCCCAGCUGGGCCAAGAGGUCCGACAGAAGGUGCUCAGCGCCUGGGCCAGGAAAUAUGCUGUGAUGGAGAUCCCUCCAUACUGUGGAGGGAAAGAAACAAUAGAGGAGGAGAACAGAGUAGAUGAGAGCGGGUCUCUCUAUCCCAUGCCCAGUGACCGUACAGAGGCUAUGGACUGCUCUAGCAGCCAAAGGAGUCCAGAGGAGGACAACGUCAAGGACAAACAUGUCUGCUGCCCCAUGCAGGCCCAGAAUGGAGGCCCAGUGAGGGACAGUAGGGAUGCGGUGUCUGUGUCUGAGGAGAUGGAGGCUGAAGACCAGGAGGGCAUGCAGCAGCAGAGCACUCCCUGUCCAACUGUCACCAUCAGCCCAGCCACAAACCAAGACCAUCUGAAUCCCAUUGUACUGGUGCCAUGUACGGCCCCACACGCCUCCACAGAACCGCCCUCUAAGUGUGACAUCAUCUAGGCCUUAAACAGGUCAAGGAGAAAGGGAGCCUUGUGUGAACUCGUUUUUAACCGAGAGACACUCCUCAGAUAGGAAUGAUGACGUGUGAUGAUCAAUGCUCUGCAGAUAAUCUCUUGA
This is a messenger RNA of Salvelinus sp. IW2-2015, 2780 nucleotides long. RefSeq names its product dual specificity testis-specific protein kinase 2. Lineage: Eukaryota; Metazoa; Chordata; Actinopteri; Salmoniformes; Salmonidae. The record is from RefSeq and is a predicted model, not a curated record. Gene Ontology annotation, biological process: actin cytoskeleton organization; protein phosphorylation. Gene Ontology annotation, molecular function: protein serine/threonine kinase activity; ATP binding. Gene Ontology annotation, cellular component: cytoplasm; nucleus.